AUGUCUCGCCUCCUCCCUCGCCGCCGCCACCUCUCCUCCUCCAUCUCUACUGCCCCCCUCAGUGAACUCGCCUCCCUCCUCGCCGCCGGCCGCUUCCACCGCGCCGUCGACCUCGCCAAAUCCCUCCUCUCCUCCCAUCCCCCCGCCGUCAGCGUCCCCGACCUCUACCACGCCCUCGCUGCCACAGCCGACACCCAGGACGACCCGCGGGCGCGCCCCCAUUCCCUCCUCUGCGACGCGGCCUCCGCCCUCGUUGUCGCCUCCGCGCGUCUCUGCCAACCCGACGGCGCCCUCCGCCUGCUCUCCCUCCUCGCCAGCGCGGGCGACGGCGCCUGUGCCGGCGCGGUGCGCUCGCCGCUGCCGUCUCUAUCGUCCUGCAACCUCCUCCUCGAGUCCCUCCUAUCCGUAGGCCGCCACGCCGAUGUGCGCGCCGCGUUCGGCCUCCUCGUGGCGGCUGGUGCGCGCCCGGACACCUUCGCGUGGAACAAGGUCGUCCAGGCCUGCGUUGCGGCGGGCGACCUCGACGAGGCACUUGCCAUGCUGCGGCGGAUGGGCCGUAGCGAAGGCGCCCCUCCUCCCGACGCGUUCUCGUACAACGUGGUCAUCGCAGGGCUGUGGAGGUCCGGGAAGGGCAGCGACGCCCUCAAGCUGUUCGAUGAAAUGGUGGACAGGGGAGUCGCGCCUAACCAGAUCACCUACAACACGAUGAUUGAUGGGCAUGUCAAGGGUGGGGAUCUGGAGGCUGGUUUCAGACUGCGGGAUCAAAUGCUACAUGAGGGCCCGAAGCCAAAUGUAGUAACUUACAAUGUGCUGCUAUCAGGGCUGUGCCGUGCUGGCAGGAUGGAUGAGACAAGAGUCUUGAUGGAUGAGAUGGCAUCAUAUAGCAUGUUGCCGGAUGGUUUCACAUAUAGCAUAUUGUUUGAUGGUCUCACACGAACUGGAGAUUCACGGACCAUGCUUUCUUUGUUUGGAGAGUCUUUGAAGAAGGGUGUCAUGAUUGGAGCAUACACUUGCAGUAUCUUGCUGAAUGGUCUAUGCAAGGAUGGGAAGGUCGCAAAGGCAGAACAGGUGUUGGAGAUGUUGGUACACACAGGGCUGGUGCCAACAACAGCGAUCUACAACACUCUAAUAAAUGGCUAUUGUCAGGUUCGUGACCUCCAAGGGGCCUUCCCCAUCUUUGAGCAGAUGAAAUCACGUCAUAUUAGGCCAGAUCACAUCACCUACAAUGCACUCAUAAAUGGUUUGUGUAAGUUGGAAAUGAUCACUGAAGCAGAGGAUUUGGUGAUGGAGAUGGAGAAGAGCGGAGUGGAUCCGAGCGUGGAAACUUUCAAUACACUGAUUGACGCUUAUGGGAGGGCUGGGCAACUCGAAAAGUGUUUCACUGUUUUGUCUGAUAUGCAAGACAAGGGGAUAAAAUCAAAUGUUAUCUCUUUUGGUUCGGUUGUCAAGGCUUUUUGCAAGAAAGGAAAAAUCCCAGAAGCUGUAGCUAUCUUGGAUGAUAUGAUACACAAAGAUGUUGUACAAAAUGCACAGGUGUACAACUCAAUCAUUGAUGCUUAUAUAGAGUCAGGUGACACUGAGCAGGCUUUCCUUCUGGUUGAGAAGAUGAAAAAUAGUGGAGUAUCUGCAAGUAUAUUUACCUAUAAUUUGCUGCUAAAAGGUCUUUGCAAAAAUUCACAAAUAGAUGAAGCUGAAGAAUUGAUUUGCAACUUAACAAAUCAAGGGCUGAGACCUGACGUUGUUAGCUACAAUACUAUAAUAUCAGCAUGCUGCAACAAGGGCGAUACUGAUAGAGCAUUGGAGCUUCUCCAAGAAAUGCACAAGUAUGGCAUCAGACCUACACUGAGAACAUACCAUCCACUUCUUAAUGCAUUGGGUAGUGCAGGGAGAGUUCAUGAUAUGGAAUGCCUGUAUCAGCAAAUGUUGCACAAGAAUGUUGAACCUAGCAGUAGCAUAUAUGGCACCAUGGUCGAUACCUAUGCGAGAUGUGAAAAUGAAUCAAAGGUAGCAUCUCUGAAGAAGGAAAUGUCAGAGAAAGGAAUAGCCUUUGAUGACACGGAAAGAACUAACCAUGAGCUAGAUAGGAUAAUAGCAAGUCCAAUUUGA
Miscanthus lutarioriparius is the source of this 2106-nucleotide messenger RNA. Lineage: Eukaryota; Viridiplantae; Streptophyta; Magnoliopsida; Poales; Poaceae. The record is from the annotation of a GenBank genome assembly.